UGUCAAAAUUGACAAAUCGAAUUUUGCGUUGCGUUUUGGAUGGUUUUUGUGUUGUGGUUUCAGAUCGUGUCGUUUUAUGUACUGUAUAUUGGAUAUAAAUCCAUAAAAAUAUAAAAAUGAGUUCUGGGUUCAUAACAGAAACCGAAAUAUUAGAAGCUAGACGUCGCCGGCAAGAGGAAUGGGAGAAAGUUCGCACUGAAGACCAGCCCAAAGAGGCCCCAGAGGAGUCAUAUGAUACCAGGCCGCUGUACCAGCGCCUUGAGGAACAGCGUAUGAAGAAGGAAGCCGAAUAUGAAGAGGCACAUAAGCUGAAGAACAUGAUCAGAGGCCUAGAUGACGAUGAGGUUGGCUUCCUGGACCUUGUAGAGAGGACCAAGGCUAAAGCAGCGCAACAGAUAUCCAUUGAGGAGCAGAAAGAAAUGCAGGAAUUCAGAGAGAGAGUAUCUCAUCUCGCGGAGAGCGAGGAGAUGUCGCGGCUGCGCGCGCAGCUGGCGGCGCCGCGGCCGCCGCCCGCCGCGCCCGCCGCCGCGCACAGGAACAAGCUGCAAGGGGUGAUUGUAAGGAAGAGGAAAGCCAGUAACCUUGAUGGGGACAAGCAAGAUGAAGCUGCCGUUCCCGCCAAAAGCAACGGAAACAUCAGCAACAACCAAAAUGGCAAAUCACAAACAAAGACAGCGGGCACAAUAAAGUGUGUGGGGAUCCUUCCCGGACUAGGCCAUUACGGCUCUGACAGUUCGAGCGACACGGACAACUCUAGUGACAGCGAUAGCGAUGAGAAUGACAAAUGUUGUAAAAGGGAUUUAUUAGGCCGGAGACCGGAGGAGAAGCGAAAGGAAGAAGAGAAGAGUUAGAUUAAAACUAACUGAAAUUAGCAUAAAUUAUAUCAUUCAAGUUAUAUAUGUGUAUAAAUUCUGAUAACGUCUUUUUUUAAACAUGAAAAGCUUUCCUUUCUAUAAAGAUGGGGAAAAAAAUGAUUGUAAAGUAUAUUUUUGCCAUUGCAAUACCAAAUAGAAUGGUUAUGAUUGGUUGAUAAACAGUGUUGCUAGCCAAGAGUAAAGAUAUAUGUAUAAUGUAUUGACCCGAGUUUUAUAAUUAACUAGUGCCUGAACAAAAACAUAUUACAUUUUAUCUACUAAUUGAGAUGUAUAUUCAAUAUUAAAAUGAAAAUUUAAUACUUGUGGACAGUGUACUGUUAUAGCAGUGUUACAAAUAAAAUUUUGGAUAGCAUUCUCUGUGCAGUGAUUUUUAAACGUGGACCCACAGAUUCCAUUGCAGUCACGCAUCGAAAUAAAUUAUCUUCGCCAAUAUUUGGCAUUGAACAUGUAGAAAAAAUCAUAUUUUUCUAAAAAUGGGCUGCUUAAAUGACUUCAUUUGUGGCUGUUCAAUUUAAAUACCUAAUAUAACGUCUUUAGAAAGUUUUAGUGAUAUAAUAACAAUAAAACUUACAUUAUAAUGUAACCUAUAUUGUUCGUUACGGAACUAAUAGGUAGUUAAAAUAAAAUACUUGGAGCUAAGAAUUAGAUAAUUAUAUUUUUCUUUGUUCUUACAAAUUGGUAUAAUGAAAAACAGAAAUCGAAUCGAAUGACAGGAAAAAAACAAUAGAAAUAAACUAGAUUUGUAGUGCGCGCGCACGAAUCAAAUUUAAAUUGUCGUGUUCGAUAGCCAUUGGCUGCCGCGCGAGGGGUCGCGGGCGGGACGGGCCUAGUGUUGUGGUGUACUGGCGUAGACAUAUAUCGUAUAGUUUUUACAGCUCAAUAUAGCACAUUUUGAAAAUGAAAAGGUAAAAUUCAAUUCUCACUCAAUCUUAUUUUCAAAUGCAUUCAAUAUAACACAAUUUUGCUUUCAAUGUAUGUAUGUACAUCUAUGUUCGGGUGAAAUCUUACAACUCAAUUUUGAAGCAGAUAUCUUCAACCGAUUGAGCAGAAAUUUUGUGCACACGUUUAGUUUGGCGGACAAUGCAUUAUUAUGAUAAGCACGGGCCGAUGGUGCACCCAGGAACGGCUCCCGACAAGGGAACUCCUCAACGGUUUACUGCGCGGACAUGAUUGUUUUUGUCUCGCAUAGAUUGCAUUCAAAUUCUUUCGAUAGUAAUCAAAAUCAAAUACAAAGAAUAAAGAUUUUCGACUAGUAAUUUUUUUCUCUGACAACAAUAGAAGUUUGUGUCAAAAAUAAACGCCCGCCUGCAUGAGAUGACAACCGUGUUAGUAUUAAUAUUAUAACAUUUAUAUUAUUCUCAACCGUGACGUUAGCAAAAUAGCAAAAUCAUCGUUUUGUCGAUGGAGCCACACACGACACGAGAAUAGAAGAAGACAUUUUUGUAAAAACUCUCACGCAAAGCACGUUCGCUUCGCAUAAUGCCGGCGCCACAAUAUCGUCGUACAGUUCGCCAAACUUUGUCGGGUUCGGUAUACAUUGCUGGUUUUUCAUUGCGGUAAAUAAAAGCACUUAUACUAACUGCGCAACGUUCACGCAUUCGCGUCGGCUCGUGUCUGAGUGUGGUGACAUUGUGGAGCUGGCAUAAGAGAUGUCUUAUGCCAGCUCCACAAUGUCACCAAACUAUAUAGAAAAUAGAUGUAUUUUCUAUAUAUCCAACGUCUAUCGGUUUCCACCGAUAGACGUUUUACAUGUAUCACAGGGGGAUAGGCACGCAGACAUGCUUACUUUACGAGCUGCACUUGAUCGAUUACGUUUAUUGGGUCUUAAGGUUAAAUUAAAAAAUGUUCCUUUUUAACCAAGUGUCAUAUACUUAGGCCUUAUUAUAGAUACAAAUGGGUAUUGCUUUAGUUUUUCAAAUUCAAAAUUCUUUAUUCAAUUUAGGAUGAUAUACAUCACUUAUUGACGUCAAAAAAUUACUUAAACUAAGUCUACUGCCGGCUUCCAAAGCGCAGGUGAAGAAGAAACGGCGCAACAAACUUCACCGCGGCCUUUUCUCAAAGGACGUCAAUUAACAAAUGUAGGUCAUAAUUCACAUUUUCGAUUUUCAAAGAAUAAACAACUGGUAUACACAAUGUUUGCAAUGAAUUUGGUUAGGUUUAUGUUAAGUUGAUUGUACCAUGAAUGAAUAAUUAAAAAUAAUAAUAUCACAAUUCUCAUAUACAAUAUUAACUUCUAUAUGUAUAUUACUUAUGUAAUAAACCGGUUUAAUAAAUGAAUAAGUGUUAA
This is a messenger RNA of Plodia interpunctella (Indianmeal moth), 3162 nucleotides long. RefSeq lists its product as uncharacterized. The transcript has 7 exons. Bases 117 to 851 code for a protein of 244 amino acids. The record is from RefSeq and is a predicted model, not a curated record. NCBI's taxonomy places the organism in Eukaryota, Metazoa, Arthropoda, Insecta, Lepidoptera, Pyralidae. Gene Ontology annotation, cellular component: nucleus.